UGCAGAGCAAAUGGAUUGUUGCUUAAUGAUUUUGCAACGUUUGCUAGCUGCUAAAUAGGUUACACGAAUUAUUGUAGCGGAAUCACUGUAUCAACUUCAGGGCAGUGAAAGAAAGCCAAUAAUCUGCUCCCCCGACGGACCCAUCCUUAGAGUCCAGCAAGAAGCGGUCCUUCAGUCCUGCAGACAGAUCGAUCAGCAGAACCUACCGCUGCCACUACCAGUUCAGAGCAUACGACAUCACCAAAUCCGAGCCUUUACUUGCCUUCGUGGAAGUCCCUGUCUCGUAUGUAUUGCACAAGAUAGAAAGAUCUUUAGAGACCAGCGAGCAUGAGUCUAUCGAAGGCCAUUGGGGUAAUUAGCGGCAUCAAUGAGUUUGGUAAUUUGUUCCAAUUGGUCAGAUCUGCUGUCUCAUUUAUGCGCUCCCAGCUGAGUGGAUCAGAGGAUAAAAAACUUAAAGAAGAUGAUGUACGGCAGUUGCAGAGUGACCUUCGAUGCCUACGUGACACUCUACCAGCAAUGUACAACCUUAUUGAUAGAGCAGAGUGGAAGAGCCAUGUACCCGGUGUUGAACAGCUCCUUCCAAAUCUCAAGGAUGCUGUGUAUGAUGCGGAGGACCUUCUGGAUGAGUUCAGAUGGUAUGAGCUGAAGGUGAAAAUUGAGGGCAAUGAAACCCAGCUGUCUCCUUUCAUUGACUUUUUCAACAGCGUCACUCAAGGAAGCUUCAACAAAGUGGCUGAUAUCCAGAAAAGGCUAAGUAAUCUUUCUAUACAGCUUGAGAAGAUGGGCUUGCAUGAGGAAACUCCACAGUUUGACAAAUUGCUCAGGCCAGUGACCACUUCUUUCCGCACUGAGCCAAAGAUAUUUGGUCGUGAGAAGGAACUGAGGGAGGUGAUCCGAUUGCUUGGUGUACCGAACUAUAGUAGACGGUCUUCUUCAAAACGGAAGAGAUCUUCUCAUGCAGCAAAUAAUGAACCAAGAAUAGCAUAUGUUCCUGUUUUGCCAAUAGUUGGAAUCGGGGGCGUUGGAAAAACUACUCUAGCCCAAGAGAUCACCACCCUUCAAAGGGUCAAAUCGUACUUUGACAAAAUUAUAUGGAUUUGCGUCUCUGAUGAAUUUGAUGAGGAGAGGUUUACUAAAGUUCUCAUAAAAUCUCUAUCUGGUAAAGAGGCAACAGCUGAUAAUUUAGAUGAUCUUCAACAAAUUCUUGCCGGUGAAGUUGGGAAAAGGAGGUUCUUGCUUAUCCUCGACGAUAUUUGGCCUAAUGCCUUGAAUGAUGAUGGGUGCUGUUGGAGAAAAUUUUGUGCACCUCUCACAAAUGUACUUCAGGGAAGUAUGAUGGUAGUAACCACAAGGUUUACAGAGGUUGCUGAUAUGGUGGGCACAAUGGACUCAUUUGCAUUGGAUGGCCUACAAAACGAUGUAUUUUGGCAGUUUUUCAAAUUGUGUGUGUUUGGAUCUGAGGAUUAUCACAUUGAUCCACAGUUAGAACAGAUUGGAAAAAGCAUACUUCCAAAGUUGAAGGGCGCUCCUUUAGCUGCUAAAACUAUUGGAAGGCUAUUACGAAAGAGCCAUAACCCUGCACACUGGAAUGGUAUACUAAACAGUGAAUUGUGGCAGCUUAGACAAAAGGAGGCUGACAUUUUGCCAGCUCUUCGGUUGAGCUACAUGUAUCUACCUUUCAAUUUGAAGAGAUGCUUCUCAUUCUGUGCUACAUACCCCAAAGAUUACAAUUUUGACAAAUCUAGUCUUGCAGAAAUUUGGGUGGCAGAAGGAUUUGUGGAACCUCAAGGCAGCAUCGCACUUCAACAUAUUGGUGAUCAAUACUUUGAAGACCUUGUAAAUUUGUCCUUCUUCCAGAAACUCCGUGGUAAAUAUGUAAUACAUGACUUGAUGCAUGACAUGGCACAACUAGUUUCGAAGGAGGAUUGUUUCAUUGUAAAGAAUGCAAGUGAUAUUGAAAUGGUUCCGCAAAAUGUUCACCAUCUAUCAAUACUCAGAAGCUGCGAUGUUAAGCUUUCAAACUUAUUGAGUCUAUGCAAGCACAAAAAGCUGCGCACCCUACUUUGCAACAAGUCUUUAGCAAGUGAGACUUUAUAUCCGGUGAUGAAUCACUGGUUUAGUGGAUUUCAAUACCUGUGUGUUAUUUUUUGUGCCUCCCCGAAGGGCCUACCAGAGAGUAUUGGUAACUUGAAGCAUCUCCGGUACCUUGAAAUCUCCAGAGGUUGCCAUUUUGACAGGUUUCCUUCGUCAUUCUGUAGCCUCUAUAACUUGCAGAUUUUUUAUGCUAGGAAAUGCAAAUUCGUAAGUUUACCCAGAGGCAUCAGUAAGCUGAUCAAUCUGCAAAAGUUUGAGUUUGAACCACGCAUUCCUAAUAUGGAAAUUGAUGCUUCAGAGUGGGGAGAGCAAAUUUGGUUUAUGAUAAAUAAUAUAAAUCAAAUUACAAGGGAUUUGACUAUAUACAAUCUUGGUGCAAUAAGCAAGGAUCAUGCAGCCGAAUCCGAACUCCAGAAGAAAGAAUAUCUGAAUAGUCUGACUCUGAGAUGGUCUUCGUUAAGAUGCCCAGCACACAAUGAGACAGAAGUACUUCAAGCUCUACAGCCUCCCACCAACAUCAAGUCUGUGCGGAUUGAGGGUUACCCAGGUGAAUAUCUUCCAAGCUGGUUUCGUGGUUGUGAUGGACCCGAGGCCAUGUCAUUUUCUGAGUUGCCUGCGGCGACAGUUGACAACAAUAAUAAUGGCGGAGCCGGUACCAUUUUGUCAUUAUUAACAGAGGUAAGCAUUACAGGGUGCCAAAACUUAUCAAGCCUGGAACAAUUUCUGCAGCGAACGACUUAUGCACCGGCCAUCAGAAAAAUAGUUAUUGCAGAUUGCGCAAGUGUAAAAUCAGUACAAAUUGAAUGGUCCCCUUCCCUUGAAGAAAUAAGCGUGUCCAACUGUCCAAAAAUGACAAAUAUUUCGGCCCCGUCCGUAAAGAAGCUCAGGCUGUAUAAGUUUUUUGGAUUCAACAGUGAUUGUAGCUCCCUCACCUUCUUGCAUAUAAGUUUCUCACAGCUGCCAUCCAUCGAACUAGAAAAGUGGAGUCUUUCAGUACUACAGAGGCUCCACAUCGAUUUUUGUGAACGUCUGAAAUUUAUUAGAAAAUCUGAACACUUAUCCACUGGCCUUUCCCUUGGUUUGGCCAGAGCCAGACGCAGCACUGCAAAAUUCCCGUUACUCACUCACCUAACUAUAGAAUGCUGCAGCAUGCUGGAAAGUAUUGAUGACCUCCUAACACAUGAAUGUCUCCCUGCCAUCGAGAGUAUUACUAUUCGGUCUUGUCAUUUGUUGUCCCUUCCCACCAAAAGAUUUGAGAGUUUUCCUUUUCUGAAGAAUUUGGAGAUUGGAUGGUGUCGACGUCUCUACUGGCAAAGGGCAAUGGUGUUACCACCGUCCCUCCAGAAGCUCAUCUUACGCAGUUGUGGGGAUUUUUCUGCCUGGUCUCCUCAGUGCUGCCUAGAGAACCUAACCUCCCUUGAAUCACUAACGAUGGAUUCAUGCAAAGGCAUAAUGUCCAUUCCAGGCGAUCUUUGGAGCAGUAAUCUCAAGUCUCUCCGGAAAUUGAAGAUUGAGGAGUGUCCAGAUCUUGUCUCAAUUGGUGGACCCGAAGUAAUUGCAAACAUAAAUACAGUAUACAUUCGGGGCUGCCCAAAGUUGAUGGAGAUAGAGCAGCCGAGAGGGAAACCGUGGAAUGACGAGCCGGACCAAGAGGACACAUAACCAAUAUCGCUGCCUCUUGAUGAUCACCUUCGUGUCGCUAUGCUCUGCCUUCCAUUUUUAGCCUCCACAUGUGAUCUGCUAUCACAUGAAAAAUAAUUCAUAGACAGUUACGGUAGUUUGAGAAAUCAAAUCAUUUAGAUACUUCAUUAUGGGAUCAUUCUAUGAAUUUUGGUUGGACGUGAUCAUUUCUCGUUAUUAAACUGGAUAUCAUGUUGUGAGAAAUAAGAUAAUGAUGGAUUAACCCCUCAAUCUCAGACAAGAUGAUUAGGUUUGGAAUUGGGAUCAGGUGAUCCGUAACCAAACUAUGUCAUCUGAUGUGUUACAUGUCUUAUGUGUUAUGUAUCUGUUUGCAUUUCAUUUUUCUGUGCAAACUAAUGGGGUCAACAAAGUGUACUACUGCUGUCCUGCACGCUC
This is a messenger RNA of Panicum virgatum (switchgrass), 4170 nucleotides long. Its product is annotated as disease resistance protein RGA2-like. Gene Ontology annotation, biological process: defense response to other organism. The transcript has 4 exons. Lineage: Eukaryota; Viridiplantae; Streptophyta; Magnoliopsida; Poales; Poaceae. Bases 328 to 3756 code for a protein of 1142 amino acids. The record is from RefSeq and is a predicted model, not a curated record. Gene Ontology annotation, molecular function: ADP binding.